AGAUGUUGGGCCGCUUGCUACUGUCACGAGGAUACCACAGCACGAAAGGCGUAUUCGGAAACCGACCCAGACCUAGCUCGCGAUACGAAGGAAUCAGUGCCGCGGUGUUGGAAAAGCGUAACACCAACAGCAAUGUGUACCGAUGGGUUGAAGCUUACCGCACGCAUGGCCAUCGUAUCGCCACGAUUGAUCCAGUUAAAUUUCAACCUACCGAGCCACAAAACUUCAACCAGCUACCAGAGCUGCAGUACGCUCGGUAUGGACUAACCGCUGCCGAUCGGAUCGAUCCAACCGGUCUGAUCAAUGUACCACCACAGCAGCAGCCACUCUCAAUGGCUGAACUGGACCAACUACUGGCCCGCAUGUAUUGUGGUACGUGCAGCAUCGAGUUGGGCUUCAUCGAAUCGGAAGAGGAGCGUGAGUGGCUUGCCGAGCGUUAUGAGCACCUCUUCCAACAAGAACCGACCGCCAACGAGCGGCGCGAAAUUGCCGAACUGAUGCUUAAAUCGCAAGCCUUCGAUCAGUUCCUAGCGGUCAAGUUUCCCACGGUGAAGCGAUACGGUGGCGAAGGCGCCGAAAGCAUGAUGGCGUUCUACUGGGAGCUAUUCCGGUGUGCCGGUGAUGCCAACCUGAGCAACAUUGUUAUCGGUAUGCCACAUCGUGGCAAGUUGAACGUACUGACGACUCUGUUUGGGACGCGACCGGCAAAGAUAUUUAAAAAGUUUAAAGGAUAUCCAGAGUUUCCGGCUGAUGCACAAGCGAUGUGCGAUAUAGCGAGUCAUUUUCAUACAUCGACGGAUGUGACCGUGGGAGGUAAAACGUUUCAUCUCAAUAUGCUCCACAAUCCGUCGCAUCUGGAGGCGGUGAAUCCUGUGUCGAUGGGUAAGGCACGGGCGAAACAACUCGCGCACGCUGACGGUCCGUACGAUGUGCGACAGGGUGAGGAUGCGUACCAUCGAUCGAAGGUGCUCAAUGUUCAGGUGCACGGUGAUGCCGCCUUUCCCGGGCAAGGCAUCAACCAAGAGUGUCUGAUGAUGGCGAAUGUGCCACACUACGAGGUGGAAGGUACGAUCCAUCUAAUAGUGAACAACCAGGUAGGUUUUACGACACCAGCCGAACGUGGCCGCAGCACCCGGUAUGUGUCCGAUCUGGCCAAAGCAAUUAUGGCACCGGUAGUACAUGUGAAUGCGGAUGAUCCGGAGGCCCUUGCCAGUGUUACAAAGCUUGCCGUUGAGUAUAGGCAAAAGUUCGGCAAAGAUUUCUUCAUCGAUCUGAACUGUUUCCGCCGCUGGGGACACAACGAGCUAGACGAUCCGACGAUGACAAAUCCACUCCUGUACAAAGUUAUACACGCCCGCAAAUCCAUCCCGGACGUGUACGCUGGAAAGCUGAUCGAUGCCGGCCUCUUCGAUCAAGCCGAUGUAGAUGCGAUUUCGAAAAGUCACCAAAACUACCUAACCGCCGAGUUGCAGGCGUACGAGCAGUACGAACCGGAGCGUACCUACUUCGACAAGCAGUGGAGCGGUCUGCAGCAGCCAAGCGAUGAGGUAACGGUUUGGAACACGGGCGUCGACUAUCGGUUGCUGAGCCAUAUCGGUCGGGAGAGUGUAAAGCUACCGGAAGGUUUCAAUGUACAUCCGCACCUGCAGAAGACGCACAUUGACGCACGCUUGAAGCGACUUGCCGAGGGACAACGGAUCGAUUGGGCAACGGCCGAAGCGUUGGCAAUCGGUAGCUUAAUGUACCAGGGGUACAACGUUCGCCUUAGUGGCGAGGAUGUGGGACGAGGCACCUUUUCCCAGCGACAUGCGAUGCUUGUUGAUCAGCAGACGAACGAAAUCUUCAUCCCACUGAACGCAAUGGCGGCUGACAACCCAAAUACCGGACGGUUUGAGGUGGCGAACAGUAUUCUUUCGGAGGAAGCUGUUCUCGGGUUCGAGUACGGUAUGGCAAUCGAUAAUCCCAACAAUCUGGUACUGUGGGAGGCACAGUUUGGUGAUUUCUUCAACGGUGCACAAAUCAUCAUCGAUACCUUCCUGGUGAGCGGCGAAACAAAAUGGAUGAUCUGCAACGGGCUGGUGAUGUUGUUACCGCACGGUUACGAUGGGGCUGCGUCUGAGCACAGUUCCUGCCGGAUGGAACGCUUCCUGCAGAUGACGGACUCGCGUGAAACUAGCCCAGACGGUGAUACGGUCAACCUGCAGAUUAUUAAUCCCUCCACCCCCGCCCAAUACUUCCACGCGUUGCGCCGCCAAAUGAUACGCAACUUCCGGAAGCCGAUGGUUGUGGUUGCACCGAAGACGUUGCUGCGCCUGUCGGACUGUGUGUCCCCGCACAGUGACUUCGCUCCCGGUACACACUUCCAGCCGGUGCUGGGGGAUCCCGAAGCGGGCGACCGGGUCGAUCCGAAGCGCGUGCGGCGCGUGGUACUGUGUAGUGGCAAGCACUACUACACGCUGCAAGCUGAGCGCAAAUCGCGCCAGGUGAGUGAUGUUGCACUGGUGCGGCUAGAAUCGCUCUGCCCAUUCCCGGUGCAGGCAGUGCGGGACGAGCUAGCAAAGUAUCCGAACGCACGGGAGUUUGUGUGGAGCCAGGAGGAGCACCGGAACAUGGGCGCGUGGACGUUUGUGCAGCCACGCUUUGAAAAUAUGUGCGAAAGGAGGAUCCAAUACCGUGGUCGGCCGGAAGCUGCUACCGUUGCCGUUGGCGUUAGCCAGUGGCACGUGAAGGAGGCUGAAGAAGUCAUUAAAACCACCCUGUAUUAAAGGUU
Anopheles maculipalpis is the source of this 2770-nucleotide messenger RNA. RefSeq names its product probable 2-oxoglutarate dehydrogenase E1 component DHKTD1 homolog, mitochondrial. Gene Ontology annotation, molecular function: oxoglutarate dehydrogenase (succinyl-transferring) activity; thiamine pyrophosphate binding. Bases 3 to 2765 code for a protein of 920 amino acids. Lineage: Eukaryota; Metazoa; Arthropoda; Insecta; Diptera; Culicidae. The record is from RefSeq and is a predicted model, not a curated record. The transcript is spliced from 7 exons. Gene Ontology annotation, biological process: tricarboxylic acid cycle.